This is a messenger RNA of Copidosoma floridanum, 8536 nucleotides long. RefSeq names its product small subunit processome component 20 homolog. NCBI's taxonomy places the organism in Eukaryota, Metazoa, Arthropoda, Insecta, Hymenoptera, Encyrtidae. Gene Ontology annotation, cellular component: small-subunit processome; 90S preribosome; nucleolus. The record is from RefSeq and is a predicted model, not a curated record.
CUCAGUUGUGUCGACAAACAGCGAUGUUCGACGAGAUUUACAACUAUUAACUAAUAUUAAUUUGAUUGUGAAUAAAGUAUUAUUUUAAAGGUGAAAAACUCACGCUUUUCGAAAUGAAGAAUAAACCGACUAGGCAUAAAGAUUCAAAUACUUUUAAGUUUAAGCCGUUUUCUCAAAGAAUAAACGACAUCGAUGUCGAUGUUUUCCACAAAGUUUCUCAUCGCAAUGAGGAAGUCUCGGAAGAAACAGAGACAUACUUUUUUCAAUGCGUUCAGAAGUGGAACUUUCUCAAUUUGUCAGGAAACUAUGUUAAUUUGCGAAAAGAAAUAAAAGACAUAGUCACACUACCUCAAUUGCUCAACCAAAAGCAGCAUGUAAUCGAUGUAUUGUUAAAAUAUUUAAAGUUGAAGGAUCCGUUAUGUCUCCAAACUGUUUUUGAUCUAAUCAUUGCUGUGGCUAAAGAUUUACAACUAGAAUUUUAUUCAUACUUUCCAAUAUUUUUGGAAGCAAUCAUCGAUUUGCUUCAGAUUAAAGAUGCCGAGCAGCUGGAGCAUACCCUUCACUGUUUAGCCUAUUUGUUUAAAUUCCUGUGGCGUUAUAUGAUAAAAAAUAGUGAUACAAUUUUUACCUUACUUCUGCCACUGUUGACCGACAGACAGCCGGAUUACGUGAAUAAUUUUGCUGCUGAAAGUUUUGCCUUUGUUGUCAGAAAGGUAAAAAACAAGCCAGCAUUUUUCAAGCUUGUAUUAAACCACCUCAACGAAAAACAAGAUGGAAUCGUUGGCUGUGGAAAGUUGAUGUUUCACGUGCUGGCUGGUGUCCCAGGACAAUUUCACUCAUGUGCCGAACCUAUGCUUGACCUUUAUUUUAACGCCAUUCAAGAUCCAGAGAUUAAUCAGGAACUUUUGUUUGAUGUGCUGUCAGUAAUAUUCGAAUGUAUCAUAAAAGAAAUACAUUACAAAAAUUGCGAGGUGCUGUGGACCGUCGUUCACAAAGUUCUGGAACAAUUUCCGGAAGAGCAUUUGAUUUUUCCUCUAAGGUUGAUUCAAAACGUCCUCAAUUACAAAGGGGGCCAAAUGCUGCAGGAUCCUGUCUCUUGGGCGAAAAGAUUGACCGGACUCAUCGACAAGUAUCGGCAAAACGUUGAACUUUUGGGAGAAAUCGCAAAUGCCAGUGUUGCCACUCUUCUUGGAUACAAUGUUCAAUUGUUACAAGAAACUUCGAGUUUCCUUAUUUUCAAAUUAUUUUCCAUCGACAAUCAAGAUUUACUGUUUAAAAUCACAGAAAAGCUGAUUGACCAUUCAUCCUUUGAAACUUUGGUACUGCCGCACAUACUGAAACUGAGCAGCUUUGCAGUACUUGGUGAAAAAUCGCUUGGCCUUUUUGUCAAAAUAAUAGAAACCAAAUCUCCGCCCUCUCUCAGUGGUGAAAACUUGGACAAAUGGAACUUGUACAGCCUGAGCAUCAAAGGUCUGGAGAAUGUAAAAUUUUUGACGGAAAACUUGGACUCGUUGAAAGAAGGCAGGAUCACGGAGAGCGCUUUGAGGGUGCUGAUAGUCUUGCCGCACUUGAGACUUCUACACGACGAGCUCCGUCCAAAGGUGAUCGAAAACGUUGUAGCGCUGUCCAUGCACGUGGUAACAAAAAACGAGGACCAGCAGAGGAUAAACUUUGCUUUCCUUCUAUUUGCGGAGUGCCUAAUUCACAUGACCAAACCCGACGACUUGCACGCCCUGACAAUGGAAUUCUUCGCCGAUUUUGAUCUCUUGUCGACUGUCGUUCUGCACGAUAACGACGUUUCCAUGCUUAACGUCUUGGAUCUCGUCCUCAGCUACCUGCAAAAUUCAACGCACGCCGAGGACUACAUCAACGAAAACAUCUUCGACCAGCUUCACGCAUCACUCGCCCGGAAACUGGGCUCUCCGAGUCCGCUGAUUCGCCGCACAGUCUCGCACAUAUUCUCACUGUUCUCCGAAACAGUAUGUCCCAAAGAUCCCACGGAUCCGAAAUCGAGAGGCGUUCUCGAGCUGCCGUACUUGUCCGAGUGCGAGCCAGCGACGGUUCACAAGUACCGAGAUCGUUCGCUGCAUCUGCAGGCGCUCGAGUUACAGCAGGUCAUGAAAGGAGGCCUCGAUACGCGCUACUAUGACGUACCGCUUCACUAUCUCUUUGGCAACCUCUACGUCAACUUUUCCCUGCUUUGGGAUAAAGUGUGCCACCUCAUAACCAGCUACGCUGUCAAAGAGUGCGAGAGCUUCUGGGAAGUUUUUAUGGAUAAACUCAAGACGGCGGACAGUGAGAUAAUUACGAUCGAGGCGCCGGGUCUUGAAUGCGAGGUGCUGAAGAAGUUGGCAGAUCGGUUGUUUUCUCUGAACGAAAAAAUCGAUCGCCACAACUACAAGCUCCUGAUUUGGAAGUGCAUGGGCAUAAUGGGCCAGUACUGCGAGACGAAGAAUCGCGAUUACGUUGGAUUGUUCAUUGAUUUCGUCCAGGGAAACUUUUUCAGGUCCAACUCCGAGAUCGCUUGGUCUUGCAAUAUCAAGAAAAAAAAGCCGGGAGAGCAGCAGGAAGUCAUGAUCGAUCUUGAUGCUACGGAGGAUGCAAAAGGAGACGAGGAAGAAAACGAAGAAAACGACAAAAAAGAUGACGAAAAAGAGGACGAGGAAGAAGUCGAAAAAGACGAGACAACACCUACUGACAGAGAAGAAGAAUUGAGGCAGCAAUUAAGCAGAACCGAGCGCAUAAAGUUCCUGCUAGCCAUGCUAAAGGUCUUUGGCAAGUUCACCAACCCCUUGUCGCUCUACCGCGAGUCCGAGGUGGUACAAAUUUACCUGGACUUGCUUUCCUCGAAAAAUUCCGAGAUCCAGAAAGCAGCGCUCGGUUGCCUAUAUACCUACAAGUACAAUUACUUGCUGCCUUACCGCGCUCAGCUCAACGCCAUCGUCGACGAGAAGAACAUGAAGAACGAGCUGGCUCGCUUCUACAUCUCUGCGGAGGAUGGCUCUGUUGUGCUGGAAGAGCACCGCGCUGGCCUGAUGCCAGUGCUGAUGAGGAUCCUGCAUGCCAAAAUGACCCAGCGGGUUGGAAUGAGGACCGGUGGCAAGGGCGGUGGUCACACCAGGAGGAAAAUCAUCCUAAGUUUCUUGGCCGGCGUCAAGGAGACGGAAAUGAUGACGUUCGUGCAGAUGGCUUUCAAGCCAUUCCAGAACUAUCUGCCGAUUUUGAAUGUCGACGAAAAAAAACAGGCCGAGGUUGACAUUCGGAAAAUGGUUGAGGAAGUUUUGGGCAGUGUUAAUCUGGAGAACGUCAUCCCGCCAAAACGUCUACAGAGCGCCGUGAAUCUGUUGGCCAUCAUUAUCGAGCAAUUUGGUGGAAAAAUGACCUCGAAGCUGUUGCCCUACCUCUUUGCCAUACUGAUGUGCGUAUUAGCCCAGAUCACCGGUAUCCUGAGACAGAGCGCCGACAUUCACCAGGUCUACCUGUCUUCCAUCCGCGAGGCGCGCAAGAGCUGCAUCAAGGUAUUAGCGAGGUUCUUCGAGCACUUUGAAAACUACGACUGGUCGAGCAACGAGAUCGAUGCGCUAUUCGAGGUGGCCGUUUUUCCCUGGCUGAAUAAAUUGCCCAACGAAGGCGUGUACAGUCCGACUCCACUGCUCAAAAUGAUGUCAGUCUGGAGUCACAACCCGCGUUACUAUCCGCUCUUCGCCAAGCUCGACAGGGACAACAACACGCCCCUGGUCUUUGUCGUCAAACUACUGUUGAACCCCAAGACAAAGGAAUCGGUGCUCCGCACGAUCGUCGACAUGUUCGAGAAGAUGCUCACCUUGCAGGACUUUGAAAAAGAAGAGCCAAACAAGAUGGAGGUCGACGAGGAUGAGGUACAGAAGCCGAAAUCCCUGCUGCCCGUGGUAACGAACAAAUUGGAAAUUGCAACGGACGAUCUGGUGAACUACGGCUCGGCACUGUUAGUGCCCCACGUCACCGACAUCCUGCUCUACCUGCAACGAAAGCUAAGCAAGGACAAACGCGGAAGGGUCAAUCGCGCCGAGAUGACGAUCCUUUCGCGCGUAUCUGAGUUCACGACCGAGCCCAAGAUUUGCGACACGCUGUUGAGUCUCACACUGCCGAUUUUGAAGAAACAGGCCACCAGCUCCGAAGAAAUCGUCACGAGCCUCCUGACGACCGUGACGAAUCUCGUGGCUCACGUUGAGGACCCAAAGAAGCAUCUGAGGCCGAGCUUGCAGCUGCUCGGGCUGAUUACCCAUGCGCCUGCUAGAUUAAUGCUGAUGACACUUUUGCAGAAGUUGUCGAAGGGCUCCGAAUUUUUGAAAACUAGCCAGCAGUUGCUGAAGGAGCUCAAUGCCUUUGAAAAGGGUCACGUCGAGAGACCGGACUUUGACAGAAGACUGGCCGCUUUCGAGAAGAUAAACCAGCUGAUCGAAAAGGACGAGAUAACGCUAGAGUUGGGAGUGGCCAUAAUCCUGAACUCGUAUUUCUUCCUGCAGCACGAAAAAGACCUGGCUUUGACCGACAGGUCGGGCGAGUGUAUUAAAUCCAUAGCCGUCUACCUGGCGAAGAAGUACCGAAGCUCCGCGGUCGAUCGCAAGUACCUGAUCGACGAAACGAUCCUAAGCACGGUGCGCCGCGGCAUCAGGAGUCGAGUCACGGACGUGCGGCACCAAUCGAUCGACCUCCUGCGCCACAUGGCCAUGGAGUGUCCCGAGGUGCACCCCGUUUUCCGGGACCUACAUCCAUUGACGAACAAACAAGAUCCCGAGGUCGAUUUCUUCGAAAAUAUAAGGCACAUGCAGAAGCAGCGAAGGGGCAAAGCUCUCUGGGUAUUCUGCGCUCACGCCAAGACACUGGCCAAGCCUCCCGAUACGAGAGUCUUGACUCAGUUCAUCCUGCCACUGGCUUCUUCCUUCCUGUGCGAGGAUAGGUACGUGGGAGCUCACACCAUAAUCCACGUCGCUAUUCAGACCGUCGGCGUCAUAUGCAGACUGCUGCCCUGGAAGCAGUACGAAGUCAUACUCAAGUACUACCUGGCCAAGCUGAAGAACUCUCUCGACUAUCAGAAGCAAAUAAUCAAAAUAAUCAUCGCGAUUUUGGACAACUUCCAUUACGAUUUGUCCAAGUACAAGGAGGAUGAUGAGAAAGAGGAUUCGAAAGUCCUCACGAAAUCGGUAGUCACGAAAGUUGGGGUAAAAGAGGUGGUUGAUAAAGCUGGGCCUAGCGAGGAGGACGAUAAAGCAGAUCCAGAGCUCGUAGAACCGGGUGUGGGCAUCGAAGAGCAGCUGGACGAGGCCCUGCAGACGAUCGAGGAAGCUGGUCCAGAUGACGCGACAGCAGAGGAGGAGCCAGCGAAGAAGGAUGUGCCGGUGAUGGAGAGGGACACCGUGCUGUCGCGCUCCAUGGCCAGGAAUCUCGUCAACAGCAUCAAACAGGGCCUACUGCCCGCGUUGCACAGGUGCUUGGCUGUCAAGGCAAAACACGAGGGCUCGCACAAGGCCACCACCAAGAAGAUCAGCAUCGAGCGCGAGGAGGAAGACCUUAUGCGCGUGCCCAUUGCUUUGCCCAUGGUGAAACUACUGCAAAAAUUGCCAGAGGGCCUGAUGAACUCGAACUUGAGAGGGAUAUUCAUGAAAGUGUGCAUCUUCUUGAAAUCCCAUCUCGAUUCCGUGCGCAAGGAGACCCGGGAGAACCUGAAGAACAUCAUGAUGACGCUUGGGCCGCAGCACCUUCACCAUCUCAUCAACGAAAUGAAGACCAUGCUGACCCGAGGCUUCCAAGUUCACGUGCUCGCUUACACCCUGCACGCGAUACUCGAGCAUAUAAAGUCUGUCAUCGAGCCUCGGCACGUGCGCUCGAACCUAAAGAGUAUUUUGCACAUAUGCAAGAUGGACUUGUUUGGGCCGUCAGCCGAGGAAAAAGAAGUCGUCGGGGUUGUGAAAAAAGUGUUCGAGGCCAAGUCGACCAAAAGUUACGCUAUUUUUAAUAUAUUGGGACAGCGCCUUGAUGAGGAGUGCAUAGCCGAUGUCAUGGAGCCUCAGAAGGAAGUUCUGCUGCGCACGCAUUCGCACAAAAGUGUGAGGAAGGUCGCGGAAUCUUUGCGAAUGUUCGGCUUGGGCUUGUCUGACAAUAAAUUCAUACAAACCGGUCAAAUGUUGAACUUUUUGCAAAGCUUGUGCGCCGAGUACGUUCCUCAACUUUUGCCUGAAAACAAGAAAAAGGAGCUUUUGAAGGUCAAGGAAGAAAAGAAGAGCGUGCCACCCACUCGCAAGGAUUGUUUUAUACUGCCACCCACUCCUAAAAGAGCUUCUCUACAAGAAAAUUCUAAAAUAUCGAAAAACACCAACAUUCACAUCAUGGUCGAGUUUGGCUUGAUGCUCUUCCAUAUAAUAUUAAAGCGAAGCCAGUCUUUCGGUGAAGAAGUCAAGCCAACUUUGAAUAAUUUUGUCUCAUUACUCAAUGAUUGUUUGAAACUUCAACAAGUCAAGCUUGGGGUACAAGCCAUCAGAUGCUUGAGGUGGGUCGUGCUCAUCGAUCUUCCCAUGGUCCGAAAGUUAAUAGCGGAGAUAAGCGCGCAAAUCGUUACGAUUCUCCACAAAUACGGCGGCGUUGGUCUGGCCAAGGGUGAAAACUUGGAACUGAAGACAACUGUCUACAAGACAAUGUCCAUCAUCGAGGGCCUUCGUGUUUAUCACAUAACGACCGAGCAGCUCAAGAUUUUGCUGGUGUACAUCGAGCGAGACAUGAUCUGCGGCGAAAAGCACGCUUUCAGCAUGUUGAAAGCCAUAAUCAAGCACAAGAGAAACGCUCCCGAGAUACAUCAAUCCAUGGAAAAGGUCAGGGAGAUGAUGGUCACCUCGGAAAUCGAAAGCGUUCGUCAACAGUCGCAGACUGUUUUGUUUAUGUACUUGAAGAACUAUGAAUUGGGGAAAAAAUUCAAUAAGAACAUCAUCUUCAUGUUGACUCAGUUGAAAUAUGAGGUGCAAAUUGGACGUCUUAGCGUGUUGACUGUACUGUACAAAAUUGUCUCGACUUUUACAAUGUCAAAACUUGAGAAAGUCGUGGAUGAUAUUUUUGAAAAAGUUUGCGCUCGGCUUAUCGAAGAUGAAGAUCCAAAAUGCAGGGAAGAAUGUGCCAAUUUGAUCAUAAAGUUGCUAGAACGACUCGAACACAACCAGCGUGAACAUCUAUUUAGCAAAGUUUUGUCAUGGUUUGCCGAGGAAAAGAUUACUAAAAGAGAAUUGGCAGCUGAAGUCUGCGGACUGUUUCUGGCGGCAGAAGAGGACAAAUUUGAAUCGAGACUGGAAAAGGUCUUACCCCUCAUUUCGAAGCAGUUUUGCCCCAAUGAUGGGCCCGGUCGUUUCGUUAGAACUCAGAACGAAGUCAACAACAAUUUCGAUGAAAGAUCUAAAGAUCACCAUCUCAUACAAGUUUUAGAAUUGUUAGUCGAUAUAUGUACAAAGUGUCCAAAAUUCGUGACCGAUCCGAAAUAUAAAGAAUACAUGAACAAUUAUGCAGAAUUCUGCCAACACUUUUUGAGACAUCCUCAUUUGUGGGUUCGAGUGCGGGCUACCCGAUUCUUUGGCUACGUUUUCGUUACAGCCGAUGAAAACAAAGUCAUUCAUUUGUUGAAUAAUUCCCAAGAUUGCGAUCCCGACGACGAUUUUCUGUACGUCGAUCCAAACGAUAAGCUGCGUACUUUGAUCGAAGAUUUUCGACAGUUGCUUCUACCAGAAACAGAAUUCGAGCAUUACGAACGACGAAUCAUCGAUAAUCUAAACGAUCUGAUCGUCAGUCAUUUAGUUUUCAUUGCGAAACUUUUGAAAGGUAAAAAUGUGAAUCAUAAGGAUGUAAAACAUGAUAAAAAUGUUGAAUCAAAUGGAGUGGAUGCGGAUGAAAAGAAGGACGUGUCUCUGACCUGGUUAGUAAAGAAAAUGAAGGAGUACAUCAAUCGCGAGUUGGCCAGGCAUCCUAAAUCUACGACUAUUAGAAUCGCUGUUUUCAAAUGGAUAGCUGGCGUGAUUGGAAAGUUGGGUAUGGAUAACGUCAAGCAGUACCUGCCUGAUUUCAUGCUUCCUCUUGUGAGGGAGUUUAGAUCGGGUGAAGAUACCCUGAAAACGGUGGCAAAGGAAGUCCUGCAGAUAAUUAAAAAAAAUCUUCCUCUCGACGAAUACACAGGACUUCUAAAUAAGGUAACCCAGAAUUUGGAUGUCAGAAAAGCCCGAAGAAAACAAGAAAUUUCAAAACUGGCUGUGGUCGAUCCGGAAAGAGCAGCCAAGAGGAAAAUCGCCUGGCAACAAAAGAAAAAAGUAUCGAAGAAGAGGCGAAUGGAAAUUAUGAAGGGAAAGAAGAGCGGAAAGAUCAAGAGGAAAAGGAAGGCGGACGAAAUCGAUUCAGAUUGAUAGCUUUGAACGUACACUUGCAUUGUAUAUAAAUAUUCCGCCAUAAUUCUUAGCACGAAUUUCUACAGUUUUGUACAUACAUACAAAUCUUUGAAAAUUAAAAACAUAAAGGAGAGACGAGACAA